GUUAACAGGCAGUGAGGAGGACCAGGUGAUGGUUCUCUAUAACUCUGGUCUGAGUUUCUCUAAGCGUCUAUAUACACGUCUGGAUGUCAGCUUUACUCCCGUCCACCUACACCAACCCCUGGAGACCAUCAUGAGACAACCUCUGGUCUACGUCAGAGACAUGGUGCCUCAUACCUGCUUCCAGGCCAUGUCACGGUUGAGCCUGCUGGUCCAGCUGAGGAAGAUGAAGGACGUUGUUCAGAACAAUCUGUUCCCGUCGGCUGAGAUGGUCCUCUCCAUGACCAAGGAGUUUGGAGCGGUGCACCCUGGGAGGUGGCAGCAGAGGCUGCUGGGUAGUGGUGUAGCAGAGGCUGAUGUGCUGUCACACCAUGGCUCAGAGAACACACAAUGCCACGUGGAUACACACAAUGCUCCCUAUUUACAGUGGAAACAUUACCUCUCCAACCAGCAGAUGAACAAACUCACCAAAGAUUUUAUACAG
Molecule: messenger RNA, 481 nt
Organism: Oncorhynchus gorbuscha (pink salmon)
Lineage: Eukaryota; Metazoa; Chordata; Actinopteri; Salmoniformes; Salmonidae
Exons: 2
Source: RefSeq, a predicted model, not a curated record